Messenger RNA from Ilex paraguariensis (yerba mate), 1650 nucleotides. The record is from the annotation of a GenBank genome assembly. NCBI's taxonomy places the organism in Eukaryota, Viridiplantae, Streptophyta, Magnoliopsida, Aquifoliales, Aquifoliaceae.
CCUCUCUCCUCUGUGCGGACAUGACGGUCGCAAGCGCGGCCACAAGCCAUUGCAAGAAGGCGAUAAAGUUCGGACUCUCUGUUCUGGGCAGAGGCUUCAACUCUUCCAAAUGUAAGACAAUGGCGAAGAUGGCUGUGGCGAGGAUAAAGCUGCUUCGGAACAAGAGACAGGUGGUGGUGAGGCAGAUGAGGCGCGACAUUGCUUUACUUCUGGAGUCUGGCCAGGAUGCCACUGCUCGAGUUAGGGUUGAACAUGUGAUAAGAGAACAAAAUAUUAUGGCUGCAAAUGAGUUCAUUGAGCUCUUCUGUGAGCUGAUUGUAGCAAGACUUUCAAUAAUUUCAAAGCAAAGGAAUUGCCCAGCAGAUCUCAAAGAAGGGAUAUCCAGUUUAAUAUUUGCAGCCCCUAGAUGCUCAGACAUUCCAGAACUAGUGUCUAUUCGAGAUGUUUUCGAGAAGAAAUAUGGAGAAGACUUUGUAUGUGCAGCUACUGACCUACGACCCAACUGUGGGGUAAAUCGCAUGCUCAUUGACAAGCUCUCUGUUAGAACCCCUGCUGGUGAAGUGAAACUGAAAGUCAUGAAGGAAAUAGCGAAGGAGUACCAGGUUGAAUGGGAUACAACAGAAUCUGAGAUGGAGCUCCUCACACCUCCAGAAGAGCUUAUAGAGGGACCGUGCACUUUUGUGAGUGCCAGCAGCAUGCCUGUAAAGGCUACAGCAAAGCAAUCUGUUGAGCCAAAUAAUCAAAAAACCAGAUUGUCAAAUGAUGGAGAAAGAAAAAACAUGCAUUUUGAAGACACAACAUCAGCUGCUGAAGCAGCUGCGGAGUGUGCAAAAAAAGCAAUUGCUGCUGCCGAAGCUGCUGCCUAUCUGGCGGGUAAAGGCUCUUAUCAGGUCACUCAAGCAUCUGGUACUUGUAAUUGUGUGACUAGUUAUGAAUUUGAGAACAGUUGUGGCAAUUCUACCAGCAAGUUUAUGCCAUAUACCUUCCAAGAAAACCACCAGAUUCUGGACGAUCAGUCUAAGGUCCCAAGGAGGAUUAAGAGACAGAGUUUUGGAUGUGAUCAUUCUUCAAACAGUGAUGAGACAAUGCCUACCAAUAUGGAUGCUCGAAAAAUUUGUAGGAGACACAGCUGCAAUGUUCCAUCUGCACGUCCAGAUAUCCAGUUUGAUGAAGCAGACUGUGAUGAAGAAAUUGAGAUGGACGGACCUACAAGUGGUGUCAACUUAAUACCUCACCAGCCUUCCAGAAUAGAUGCUAAAAAAAAUUAUAGGAGGCACAGCUACAAUGUUCCCUCAGCACAUUCAGAUAUCAAAUUUGAUGAAUCAGAUUGUGAUGACGAAAUUGAGAUGGAAGAACCUAUAAAUGGCAUGAAUUUACCUCCCAACCGACCUGCACCACAACCUGUUCAUCCCAAAUUGCCAGACUAUGAUGCACUUGCUGCUCGUUUUGAAGCUCUCAAGUAUCGAAAAUCUCAAACCUAAAUAAAUAUUUUGCAUGGAUUUUGUUGGCUUUUAUGGAGGGGGCAUUCAUGGUAUUAUAUAGUAUAGAACAUAAUAAAUUGUAUGGCAAACAGUACCUGUUUUGCCCUGUUGUUUGCAGGGCACAUUUUGUCGACAUUUUACUUACUAUGGUAAUGUUUGUAUAUUUUGG